CUUGAUUGAUAACCUACGGAGCAUUAUAUGGAUGAAGGAAAUAUCCGACGAUCAAAAAUCCCUUCCAUUUGGCUUCUUCCUUGAGAUCUCUUGUUUCUUCCAUUCCAUUCUAGGGUUUUAGCAGCCAGCGUUGAGUUGAGUUCCCCUCUUCUUCUUCUUCUUCUUCUUGCAUUCGCGUCGCGUGAGAUCAAGCAGGAUCCUCUUCCUCCCCACGGACCCGAUUUCCCUCGGAUGAAUGGAUUCCAGGGAUUCCUGCUACUACAUCCACCACCGGCCCAGCCCCAGCCUCAGACCCCCCGCCACCGCCCAACAACCGCCGACCGCCGCCUUUGAUGACUACCGGCACCAUGUCGAUGCCUCCCCCGCCUUCUCCUUCCAGAUGCUCCAGGACCAAGAGCCCAUGUCGCAACACCACGCCGCCUCCGCCUCCGCCUCCGCAGGCGCCACUGCCGAGGAUCCUAGUGAGCAGGUAAAGAAGAAGCGGGGAAGGCCCCGUAAGUAUAAUCCGCCGCCGGAUGGCCUUUCGCCGCCUUCCUCAUCUGCUUUGGUCAAGGUGCCUGCCACGCCGGGACCGGGGGGCUCUGGAGGCCCUUCCGAGAAGAGAAGAGGACGGCCCCCUGGGUCUGGGAAGAUGCAGCAACUGGCUUCCCUCGGAAAAUGGUUUCUCGGAUCGGUCGGAACAGGUUUUACUCCUCAUGUUAUCAUCAUCCCCUCAGGAGAGGAUAUUGCAGCAAGGAUAAUGUCCUUCUCACAACAAGGCCCAAGGGCAGUCUGCAUCAUGUCAGCAACUGGAGCUGUCUCCACACCAACACUUCAUCAGGAUGCAAGCUCUGGCAGUGCAAUUACAUAUGAGGGACGAUUCGAAAUCCUGUGCCUCUCUGGAUCAUAUCUGGUAAUAGAUGAUGGUGGUUCACGAACUCGAAACGGAGGGCUAUGCAUAGCACUGUGUGGUGCUGAUCAUAGGGUUAUUGGAGGGAGUGUUGGUGGAGUCCUUACUGCAGCUGGCACUGUUCAGGUGAUUGUAGGGAGCUUCAUGUAUGCUGGGUCAAAGAACAAGAAAGGAAAAGCGGAGCAAGAGGCUGAAACUGAGGAGGCCAAUGGCAGUGGUGAGGAAGAGACCCCAUCGUUGAUGACAAUGCCCCAUGAGGACCUAUCAUCUGAUGCAAUGAUGAGUGGAUGGCCUGACAUGAUGAGGCAGAUGGAUUCGAGAUCUUGCAGCAUUGAUAUGAACUCAGUCCGGGAGUAGCCAGGUACGGAUGGCAUGGAUACCCACCGGGUAUUUACCCAAUUAAGGUGAGGGUUUGGGAAUGUUGUACACCCGUGGGUGUGUAAAUGGGAAAUACCUUGUACCCAGUGGGUUUGGAGAAUACCAUACCCUUGUACCUGCCUAUUUAUAUGUUGGUUCUACAUGCAAUAGGAUUUCUGUGAUGUGAUUGUGUGGCUUGUGUCAGCUGUUUGAUCUUGUAAACCUGAACCAUUCUCCAUUGCAUGAUGUUGAUGUACUGUUGUUAUAAAAUCUAUCAUGUAUUGCUGUUGUAAUGGUGGACUAUCAACUAUCUUCAAUUUUGAUGCCUU
Messenger RNA from Brachypodium distachyon (stiff brome), 1575 nucleotides. RefSeq names its product AT-hook motif nuclear-localized protein 9. The transcript is spliced from 5 exons. Bases 236 to 1246 code for a protein of 336 amino acids. Lineage: Eukaryota; Viridiplantae; Streptophyta; Magnoliopsida; Poales; Poaceae. Gene Ontology annotation, molecular function: minor groove of adenine-thymine-rich DNA binding. The record is from RefSeq and is a predicted model, not a curated record.